UCCGUAAAUUCUUAAAGGAUGUUUCCUUAUUACAGAAACAUGAAGUCUAUGAUGGCUGUCAUCCUGCUCCUCUGCAUGGGUUUCAUGUGUUCUGUUUCAGGAGUUGUUAUCCAAUCUGAGAACAUUACAAAUGAUUCCCCCUUCAGUGAAGGACUUGUUGUCCGAUCUCAGAGCAGCACAAACGCGUCAUCCUGCAGUGGAGGAAGCUUACCAACGUUACCAUGUCCUGAUGGAUGGGAGCAGUAUGGAGAACGAUGCUACAAGUUUAUCAGCACUGCUAGAUCCUGGGCAGAAGCAGAGCGCUUCUGUGUGCUGCUGGGUGGUAACCUGGCUUCUGUGCACAGUAUUGCUGAGUACCAUUACAUCCAAGGACUCAUCGUGACAGCAACGCAUGGUGCACCACUCACUUGGCUUGGUGGAACAGAUGCCCAACAGGAGAGCAUUUGGCUUUGGAGUGAUGGAUCCAGAUUAACGUUUCUUCACUGGCACCCUGGCCAACCAGACAAUUACAGAGGUGUUGAACACUGUUUGCAGAUCAACUUUGGAGGUGGCCUCCUGUGGAGCGACUUGGUUUGUUCAACUCUACUUCCAUCUGUUUGUGCAAGAAACCUUGAUUAAGCAUGAUAAUAAUUUCACUGAGUUGAUAGUGGUUGUAGUGGUUGACAAUGAUGUAGGCUGUACAGUAGUA
Molecule: messenger RNA, 688 nt
Organism: Engraulis encrasicolus (European anchovy)
Lineage: Eukaryota; Metazoa; Chordata; Actinopteri; Clupeiformes; Engraulidae
Product: ladderlectin-like
Exons: 8
Coding region: 19-618 (199 amino acids)
Molecular function (GO): signaling receptor activity
Source: RefSeq, a predicted model, not a curated record